Molecule: messenger RNA, 2154 nt
Organism: Chiroxiphia lanceolata (lance-tailed manakin)
Lineage: Eukaryota; Metazoa; Chordata; Aves; Passeriformes; Pipridae
Gene: CYSLTR1
Product: cysteinyl leukotriene receptor 1
Exons: 1
Coding region: 39-1073 (344 amino acids)
Biological process (GO): G protein-coupled receptor signaling pathway
Cellular component (GO): plasma membrane
Molecular function (GO): leukotriene receptor activity
Source: RefSeq, a predicted model, not a curated record
AUCACCAGGUGCCAUCGGUGCCCCAGCCUGGCAGUACCAUGGAGCUGUUCGAUAACCUGUCGUGCCACCACUCCAUCGACGACUUCCGGAACCGCGUCUACUCCUCGCUCUACUCCAUGAUCAGCAUCAUGGGCUUCGUGGGCAACGGCGUCGUGCUGUACGUGCUGAUCCGGACGUACCGGCAGAAAACGGCCUUCCAGGUGUACCUGCUGAACCUCGCCCUGUCCGACUUCCUGUGCAUGUCCACGCUGCCCCUGCGCGUCGUCUACUACGUGCACCGGGGGAACUGGUUCUUCGGGGACCUCCUGUGCAGGGUCGCGUCCUACGCGCUCUACGUCAACCUCUACUGCAGCAUCUUCUUCAUGACCGCCAUGAGCUUCUUCCGCUGCAUCGCCAUCGUCUUCCCCGUCCGGAACCUCAACCUGGUGACGGAGAGGAAGGCGAAGUUUGUCUGCGUCGGCAUCUGGAUCUUCGUCACGCUGACGAGCGCGCCCUUCCUGCGCAACGGGACGUACCAGCACGGCAACAAGACCAAGUGCUUCGAGCCCCCGGAGAACUCCCACAAGACGAACCUGGUGGUGAUCCUGGAUUUCAUCGCCCUGUUCGUGGGUUUCAUUUUGCCCUUCGUCGUCAUAACCAUCUGCUACGCCAUGAUCAUCAGGACCUUGCUGAGGAAUUCCAUGAGGAAGAACGAGGCGAACCGCCGGAGGGCGGUUUGGAUGAUCGUCAUCGUGACGGCCACGUUCCUGGUGAGCUUCACCCCGUACCACGUGCUGCGCACGGUGCACCUGCACGUGCUGCGCCUCAGGAGGGCCAGCUGCGAGGAUGCCGUUUACCUGCAGAAAGCCGUGGUGGUGACGCUCCCCUUGGCCGCUGCCAACUGCUGCUUCGACCCGCUGCUCUACUUCUUCUCGGGGGGCAACUUCAGGAAGAGACUGACCACGCUGAGGAAGGGCUCCUCCUCCAGCUUAUCGCAGGCCUUCAAGAAAAAGUUCUCUGUGAAAGAGAAGGACGAGGAACCCUUUGGAGAAAGCCAAAGGGAGAACGGAAGGGAAGCUGUGGCCUCUUCAUAAGGAGGUUAGACCUUCCCCUGAGAGAUCUCAGGGCAUUGGAGAUCUCAGAACAUUUCCAGGAGACCUGAUGGGGGCUUGCAAGGCUUUGGUGUAAUUAAAUGUCAUAAUGACCGUGGACAGUUCAUGGCUUGGUGGGUAGAGCCCCUUCCCCAGGAGCACUGCUGGGACAUCCACAGCCAUGUAGGACAGAGAAACCACCACCAGAACAGUGUUGAUCUGCUGACAGACUCUUCAAAGCCUGUAUUUGGGCACUUGCUCCAUUUCACAGCUCUCCCCAGAGCGUUAAUUCUCCGAGCCAGUGGGAAAUGUAAACACAGUUUGCUGUUCAUGGCACUCAGGGAGCUCCUGACAAACAACCAGGGCAGAGUUUUCACUGAAUCUUCAAACAGCUGCUAAAUUAUUUAUACAGCAGAGCCCGGGAUAAUUCCAGCCCUGCUCCAGCUGCCUCUGCCUGGGAUCUCAGUUCUCAUGAUCGUGAUGUGUGUGUGAGACUCACAGGGUUGGUGUCUGGGUCUGCAGAUCGGGAUGGGUCCCUCUCUCAUCCCCAGCAGCAGCUUUGGUGGGCAGCAGAUUUGCCAGGAUUUUCUGAAUUCCUAAAAAAAUCUUGUUUUCAAAUUGCAGUGUCUUACUGUGGGGGAUAAACUUGGAAUAAGGAUAACAAGGAAACUUAUUUCAGUGCACUGGUCCUGUUGGACUGCAGGGUUGGGGUUAUCACUCCAGUUCCUCAGGAGGUUUUAGGUAAAAGUGGAGCUCUGGCUGCUCAGAGUUCAGUGCAGGAUCAGGUUCACCUUUCUCAACAUUAACCAAGAUUUAAAAAAAAUAACAUUUUUUUUAAAAAGCUCUCUAUAAUAUUUGAUCCUGUUCCAGAGUGUUCACCUUGUAGAAAAGGCAACCCAAGGGUCUUGGGAAGAGCUCUAGGAAAAGCUGGAAAUCCAGAAUCUGAGUCUGGAUGAGACUUGAUGCUGAAAAAACACUGGGCUGUGUUCCUUCUGUAAAGGAAAACUUCAAACCCUUGGCCAGAAGGAAACAUUCCUGUACUUUUCCAGUGGAUCCCACAGGAAGGUAACACUCCAGAGCCUGG